This is a messenger RNA of Aplysia californica (California sea hare), 1310 nucleotides long. RefSeq names its product proteasome subunit beta type-1. The coding region runs from base 124 to 828 and encodes 234 amino acids. Gene Ontology annotation, cellular component: proteasome core complex. The transcript is spliced from 6 exons. NCBI's taxonomy places the organism in Eukaryota, Metazoa, Mollusca, Gastropoda, Aplysiida, Aplysiidae. The record is from RefSeq and is a predicted model, not a curated record.
AGACAUUAUCUCCUUCCACUUCCGUUUCUCCAAAUUUUGCAGUUUCAUUUCAUCAAAAUCGGAGUGUUGUUGUAGAGACUCAAGUUGUAGCCUGUAACCUGUUCUGUUUGGAAUAUUUUAACCAUGAUGUCUGUUCCGAAUAUGAUGUCUAAUCCUCUGUCUGACUAUCAAGCUCCAAACCAAGUUUCUUUCAGCCCAUACGAGUUCAAUGGCGGGACAAUUCUUGCUGUCGCUGGUGAGGACUAUGCUUUGAUUGCCACAGACACCCGAUUGAGCCAAGGUUUCUCCAUUCACUCCAGAGACAGCCCCAAGACAUACCCUCUAUCAAAUGGUAGUGUUCUUGGGUGUUGCGGUUUCCAUGGAGAUGUGCUCACUCUGACAAAGGUUCUUGGAGCAAGACUGCAGAUAUUUGAGAAGGAGCACAAUAAGCCGAUGCCCACACCAUCUGUUGCUGCCAUGCUGUCUACUAUUUUGUAUUACAGGCGGUUUUUCCCCUACUACACCCACAACAUCGUGGCUGGGCUUGAUGAAGAAGGUAAAGGCUGUGUCUACAGUUUUGAUCCAGUCGGCUCGUAUGAGAGGGAAGUGUUCAGAGCCAAGGGCUCUGCCUCUGCUAUGCUGCAGCCACUCCUUGACAACCAGAUUGGAGGCAAGAACCAGCAGAGUUACAAAGUGGUGCCCAUCCCGUUGAAGAAGUGCGUCUCCAUGGUCAAGGAUGUGUUCACGUCCGCUGCAGAGCGCGACAUUUACACUGGAGACAACAUUCUCAUCUCCAUCAUCACCAAGGACGGUGUCAAGUCAGAACAGUUCCCACUGCGUAGAGAUUAAUUUAGACCUCGUUUUGUAAUACACACCUACGUGUUUGUACGGUUCAUGUGUGUACUUUUGUGAGUUUGGUGUGCGUUUUAUGUGUGUACUUUUGUGAGCAUGGCACUCAUUUGAUGUGUGUACUUUUGUGAGUAUGAACAUGUGUGUGCGUCUCUCUACUGCUAAGUGUGCACGCUUUGCACAUGGAUUGAUAAUUAUCACAUUGUAAAAUGUUUUAAAUUGAAUGAUUGGUUGUUUACAAACGCUUAUAAACAGUCUAUUGUCAGGAAUUUGGGUUGUUUGUUGUUGUUGUUUUGUUGGGUUUUCAUGGGGUCUUUAGGUGGGGUAUCAUUGGGUUUUUUCUCUCUCAUGUCAAGUGUUGGUCAUAAGAAAAUUGAGCUUUUGUUUUCCUAAGUCUGUGUCAGUUUUCUGCCACAGUUUUUUUCUGUUGUGGUAUAGAUCUAUGUGUAAUUUGAAAUAAAAUCUUCAUUUCCAAGAUUCAA